This is a messenger RNA of Procambarus clarkii (red swamp crayfish), 873 nucleotides long. NCBI's taxonomy places the organism in Eukaryota, Metazoa, Arthropoda, Malacostraca, Decapoda, Cambaridae. The record is from RefSeq and is a predicted model, not a curated record.
AUGCACGGACUCCAGCCAAACGGCACGCACAAACGCCUGCCACCAGCCUGCACGCCCACCACGCUGCCUGCACGGCCGCCACGCGGUCUGCAUGCCGGCCCGCGGUCUGCAUGCCAGCCACGCGGCCUGCACGGCCGCCCGCCACGCGACACACGCGCCCGCCCUCCCGCCAAACGGCCUGCACGCCUGCCACGUGGUCUGCAUGCCAGUCACACGGCCUGCACGCCCGCCACCGGCCUACACGCCCGUCACGCAGCCUGCACGCCCGCCAUGCGGCCUGCAUGCCAGCCACGCGGCGUGCACAUCCGCCACGCGGUCUCCAUGCCAGCCCGUGCACGCCCGCCACGCGGCCUGCACGCCCGCCACGCGGCCUGCACGCCCGCCACGCGGCCUGCACGCCCGCCACGCGGCCUGCACGCCCGCCACGCGGCCUGCACGCCCGCCACGCGGCCUGCACGCCCGCCACGCGGCCUGCACGCCCGCCACGCGGCCUGCACGCCCGCCACGCGGCCUGCACGCCCGCCACGCGGCCUGCACGCCCGCCACGCGGCCUGCACGCCCGUCACGCGGCCUGCACGCCCGCCACGCGGCCUGCACGCCCGCCACGCGGCCUGCACGCCCGCCUCGCGGCCUGCACGCCCGCCACGCGGCCUGCACGCCCGCCACGCGGCCUGCACGCCCGCCACGCGGCCUGCACGCCCGCCACCGGCCUACACGCCCGCCACGCGGCCUGCACGCCCGCCACCGGCCUACACGCCCGCCACGCGGCCUGCACGUCGGGCAUGCGUGCCGGAGAGACCGUGCCAGCCUCAAAGGGACACCACCCUGCACGAAGGCGGUAUGGAUAGCCGCCUACGUGUCAACAAAAGAUGA